Messenger RNA from Eleginops maclovinus (Patagonian blennie), 1106 nucleotides. RefSeq names its product jupiter microtubule associated homolog 1-like. Bases 190 to 705 code for a protein of 171 amino acids. Gene Ontology annotation, cellular component: nucleus. The transcript is spliced from 5 exons. The record is from RefSeq and is a predicted model, not a curated record. NCBI's taxonomy places the organism in Eukaryota, Metazoa, Chordata, Actinopteri, Perciformes, Eleginopidae.
UGGGCUGGGUCUGGUGGGCUGGCACCGCAGAACCAGUGGAUCUGUUCUUCGUUAUGAUUUUUCAGUGUCGGGUGGAGUCUAUAUCCCGUCGCAGCUCUGCGGGGAAGGAGGAAGACAGGACUGUUUUUUGUUAGUUUCUUCUCAUUCACUCUUUGUAAACCGCCGAGGCGUCGACAUUUAUCCAUAAAGAUGACAACGACAACCACCUUUAAAGGAAUGGAGCCUGGUUCUAAAAGCAGUUCCAGGGUACUACGGCCGCCGGGCGGGGCCUCCAGCAUCUCCUUUGGCGCAGACGAUGACUCAACCCCCCGCAAGGAAAAGAUGGUCUCCAACAUCUUUGCAGAGCCUGAGGACCCCCAUGCUCAUCGGAGGAACAAUCCACCCACCGGGGCAGCAGCAGGAACCCUGUGUGGGGAGCCCUCAGCCCCUCUGAGGCGGUGCCAGCAGCCUCUUCUCUUCCCCAAGAACCCUGAUCCUGAGCUGAUCACCAUCCACAACUCCGGGGCGGCCAUGGUCUGGAAAGAGAGACGAGAGGGUGAGAAUGGCCAAGAACCAGGAAAUGAUGAGUGUCCUGAAAAGGAGGUGGAGCAGCAGGAGGAGCAGAAGGAGACGACAGAGCCUGCUGCCCCGUCGGGAGGUGCCAAUGCUGCAGCAGGCGGCCGAAGAAACCCACCUGGUGGCAAGUCCAGCCUCAUCCUGGGUUGAGACCACCUGUUUGUUUUUUUUUUCAUUCGAACGCUUUUUUUUUUAUUUUUUAAAGAUAAAUACCCCCACCACUCUCUUCCUCCUCAUCAACCUGUCAACUUCUUCCCUACUUCUCACGCACUCACGCCGUCACGUCCAUGGACCCCAGAGUCCUCUCCCUCCACCCUCGAACCUUUUGUUUUGAUCCUUUUUUCUAUUAAAACAAGAAAACUGUUGACAAAAGCACUUUAUGUAUCUCUGUCCCCCUCUUCCAUUUCAGCCCAUCCUGUAGUGCAUCGCGCCUGCUGGGAAAGGCAUGUUGUUAGCUUGUCCCCAUUCCUCCCUGUUGUAAAUGGUAAAGGAAAAAAUAAUAAAAAAGAUUUGAUGCGUGGAUUUCUAAAUACAAUAAAGAUUGAUAUGAA